AUGGAAAAUUGCAGCAGGGCAACCUCAGCCAAGCAGCGGCCGCUUUGCCGAGAGACUUUGAACAAAGAGGCCGCCUGCCACUAUACGGCGGGCAAUGAUGACCCAAGCACAGUCGAUUUCAAGCCGAAAAUCGUUGCCAACGUAGAUUUGCAAGCUCAAGUUCCAACGCAUAUCGCAAAUUAUGACACAGCCGCUCGGAAGUACGCCCUGUGCAGAUACACUCCGGCCGAAUGGGCUUCGGCGAAUGCGGAUUUGUGCUCGCGAUCAACGGAUGCACAGCUCGCUGCACUCGCGACGAACAGGGAUUGCCGACAAUGCAUGACCGAGUGUGCGAGUCGCAGUGAUACGGACCAAAAGACCAAUUCUCGCCUCUUAUCCGCCCGCGCCCAGGAAAUCCGCAGCGUUCUGUGCGACCUGUCCAAAGUUUGUUGGAUGUGCCGCGAGGAGGAAGAGCAUCUGGAAACGCAGAGGCAGCGCGUCAAAAGGUCCAUUGUGGCCCUCACGACGCCGGCUUUGAUCAACGCCGAAUGCCUCGAGAGACGGCAGAACAGAUUGGAGCAAGACCUCGUCGCAGACGAAGUUCAGGAGCAGCUUCACCAGGAGAGCUGCUUAAUUGACAGCACGAGAAGCAUGUUGCAGAAUUUGUCGGCAGAAACGUGGUCGCAGUUGUGCAGUCUGCGGAACGGCCGCGAUCUCACCGAGCAAGACUGGAGCAACAAAAUAAAAGCAGGUCACUUGGAGACCGAGUGCCUGCUCAUAAACACGGCGAGAUGUGACGCGGCGCGCCUCUGCCCCUCGGCGACUCAUCUACCUUUUCAACAAGUGGAUCCGCUGCAGUGGGAGCAGUUCAGCAAGGAAAACAUGGCUCACGUGGAGCGACAAAUGGCAGCGUCUGCCACCCUCCGACGAGACAUCGAGAAAAUCCUAACCACGGUUGCUCGAAAUCUGCGAUCACAGGCUGACUCGGUGGAGAACGCCCUUGAAAAACGCAUCUCUGAAAUUGAAGAGUGCAGGAUCGCCUUGGAGCACCAGCUAGACUUGGUCCUACAGCGGAUCGUUGACACGGAGAAACUGAUAGCCGACCUGCAAAAGGCGUCGUUCAAUAAUGGCAUUCCACUCAGGGUGGCGCAGCAACGGUUGCAGAUUCGGAAGGCGCGUCCUCAGCCUACGGAAAACUGCGAUGAUCCGCCACAAUACGGACUGCUGAGCGAAGUACAGCAAAGUGACGGCUCGUCAGGAAGACUGCAGACGAGCCUCGAAGAGGCGCACAAGCGACUUUUAGAAUUAAUCAAGAUGAGAGGCCACUUGGAGAGCGAGAUUCGGGUGAAGAGACACUCACUGAAUAUUGACAAGCUGCAGUGCAGAGAGAUCAGGGCGAAAUUCCCCUCCACUCUGGACAUUAGUGGAUAAUUAUAGCUUUUUAAUGUUUAAUUUGACGAAAGCGGCAUAAUUAAAAGCAUGGACCUCUGAAUUUAAUUAUGAGCGCUUUUUAAUUUACUGAAAAUGACAGAGUCCUUUGACAAUUAGAAAAUAAUUAAUUUACAUGAUUGUUCAGCCUAUGCAACGGGUUUAAUUUUAGUACAUAGUAAUUAAAUAAUCAAUAAACCAACCAAAUAAUAUUUUAUCUACGGGACUGCUUACUUGAAUAGAGUUUAAUUAUGCGUUUAAUUAAAUUUCAACAGUUGUCCUUGGAUUGUUCUAGAAGUCUUGGAAAAUUUUUUUAUUAAGAAGUUAAGCGUAGAUAGGUGGUUUGUGUUCUUGGUAAGCAUUAAUCACUUCAACCUUGAUGUAUCCAUUCAUCUUUUAUAAUUAAUUACAUUUUUAUCACAUAUGGGUUUUUUCUCGCAUCCUUGAUUCCUCACUAAACUUUAUCUCAAAAGAAACCAUUUAC
Molecule: messenger RNA, 1891 nt
Organism: Neocloeon triangulifer
Lineage: Eukaryota; Metazoa; Arthropoda; Insecta; Ephemeroptera; Baetidae
Product: tektin-4-like
Exons: 7
Coding region: 1-1410 (469 amino acids)
Biological process (GO): cilium assembly; cilium movement involved in cell motility
Cellular component (GO): microtubule cytoskeleton; nucleus
Source: RefSeq, a predicted model, not a curated record